This is a messenger RNA of Vollenhovia emeryi, 5379 nucleotides long. RefSeq lists its product as uncharacterized. Gene Ontology annotation, molecular function: 3',5'-cyclic-AMP phosphodiesterase activity. The coding region runs from base 751 to 4329 and encodes 1192 amino acids. The transcript has 14 exons. The record is from RefSeq and is a predicted model, not a curated record. Lineage: Eukaryota; Metazoa; Arthropoda; Insecta; Hymenoptera; Formicidae.
GUACUUCAGUGUGUGCACAGCGGCCGGCCGGCGUGCAUAGUUGUUAAUGGUGGUGUUGUGUUCUUGGAAUCAAGCGCUUUUUGCGCAAAAUCGUUCUCUGUUGUGUUUAUUUUUAUCGAUGUUCAUGCGAAGCAAGAACUAAAUUUGACGAUCAGACGACAUUGCUUUUGUGUUUCAAAUUGCGUCGGGCCUCAGGGCCCGCAGCUCUUGUUUUCGUUCAGAUCAACUCCGGGAAGCAUGCAAUCAUGGAGCUUGCAGACUUAUCCCAGAGACGAAUCGGCUGCAAUGUCUGCACGGGUGUUACCCUUCGAUGGCAGCUUGUCUCGCGUAAUAAUCAUCACAAAUCGUUAUACGACAAAAAUAUUUUUCCGUCCAUGGUUUCAAUGAUCUUUGCAUCAACUUCAUUAUGUAGGUGACACAUAGUGCCAACACAGUGCUGAGAGUAUGAAUUUCUGUCGAAUAAAACAUAGGUGCAGUAGGCGUUGACAAUUACAAAUUUGAUGAGAAUUAAGAGUACGAAGGUGUGUAUACGAGCAUGUAUUGGAAGAAACCCAAUGAUACAAAGAAGAAAUAUGUAAAAGUAGAGAUGAAGAAACAAUAAAGAUUUAGACGAAGUAAAAUAGAAAAAGUACAAACAGCGACAGAUACGCAAAACUGGCGACCCAAGCACGUGACAGCGGCUCCCGUGGGUCUCGGACCCGCUGCCGAGCCAAUGGUGGGUCACUUUCUAGCCGGGGCAGCACUACAGAGAUGCAAUGCGGUUUAUGUGCCGUCGUUGCUGGCCUGUUUCGUCGAGCUAUGUGUAUUGCCGGCAGUCGACGCGGCUCUGGAGAAUCCUGUUAUCAAGAGCUGGCCACAGAUAUGCAGGAGCGACAACAUUCGCAGAUGGAAGACACAGAAAUUGAGCUCAUCAAAGCAAGUGAAAUCGUAACAAGAGUAAAAAACAUCGUUCAAGUGGAAGAGGGGCAAACUGGUGAUGUAGGAGUAGGCAGCGAAGAACAGAAUACGGCGUUUGUAUGUAUUUCUGAUAGCAAUUUAUUUCAUAAUUCUGGUGCGUCGACUACAUUAUUGGAAGUCCAUGAUGAAUCAUCUGCGACAGAAGCAUUCAGGCGUUUAUCGGACGCGGAACAAAUUUUGAUGGAGAAUCUAGAUAUCGAUCAAUACAGACCCAGACAUAUCGGUCGAUUUCUGACAAUGCACAGGAGACGGCGUAAGAAGCUUGUUACCAGAUCCUUGAUUCAGGAACCAGGUAUCUUGGACGACAUCUUCCACGGAUUAGUGCAGUGCGUGUUACAAAGAGCUGGAAACUGGAGGUUUAAUGCUUUCACGUUGGAAACUGUCACAGGUGGUCGUUCUUUACCAGUGUUAUGUGUUCAUCUCUUCCAUUGGUAUGGACUUUUCCAAUAUUUCAACUUGGAUGUUGUAACAGUGUGGAAGCUAUUCGCUUUUAUCGAGGAGGGUUAUCACAGUACAAAUCCUUACCACAACAGCAUACAUGCCACGGACGUCACUCAGGCAAUGCAUUGCUUCCUUCAAGAAAAAAAAAUUAAAACGUACCUCACGAAUUUAGAAAUUAUGGCUUCCUUGAUAGCGGCUGUAACGCAUGACUUAGAUCAUCCAGGUGUCAAUCAACCAUUUUUGGUCGCAACGAGUAAUCAUUUGGCAGCACUUUAUCAGAAUACUUCUGUUCUCGAAAAUCAUCACUGGAGAUCAGCUAUAGGAUGUCUUUUAGAAAGUGGUGUAUCGGCACAAUUACCUACUGACGUAAGACCAGAGCUUCAACGGCACAUCAGUUCAUUGAUCUUAGCGACAGAUAUUACAAGACAACAAGAAUUUCUCACAUGUUUUAGGGAUUAUCUGAACAACAAUUCACUUGAAAUGAAACAUGCAGAACAUCGUCACUUUAUUCUGCAAAUUGCUCUAAAAUGUGCAGAUAUUUCUAAUCCAUGUAGACCAUGGGAUAUAUCUAGAAAAUGGUCUUACAAAGUUUGUGAAGAAUUCUUCAGGCAGGGCGAUUACGAGCGUCGUUUAAAUCUUCCAGUAACACCAUUAUGCGAUCGACAUACCACUAGUAUCCCGAAAAUACAAGCUGGUUUUUUCAAACACGUCGUUACUCCUCUCUAUAUGGAAUGGCAUCGUUUCCUUGGCGAUGGUCUCAGUGUGUCUUUAAUGGAAUAUUUAAAAAAGAAUCAGAGAAAAUGGGAGGCAUUGAUCAAUCAAGAAACAUCUGACGAAAGAGAAACUGAGAUUUCUGAAGUGGUUGAACCCGAAGGCAUCAUUAGUUCGUGUGAAGAAACGGUCGUUGAUGAAGAUUCAAGUAGCAUCGAUCUGUUAAUACCGGCCACUUACUUGCAAACAGCACGAAUGCCGACAUUGCCAGGACGAGUUGGACUUGAUAGCAUUGGUAGACGUCACUCCGUUCCUCUAAGUGUGUCGAAAUCAUUGCAUUUGCCUAUAAACCAGACCAAUAGAAGAGAAAGUUUGCCAAGCGAGAAGGUUAAAGUAAAAGAUCCAUUUUGGAAAAUAGAAGAUCAAAGUUUAUUAGAUCCGAGCUCGUUGUCUCUACUGUCUUCCAAAAGUAAUAUGACUGAGUCACCAAAUAUUAGCGUUGUCGAGAGACCAGUCAGCGCAGAAAAUCUCUUACCAGAAACAAGUAUUGCCAGUAUUACCAGUAGCGCCGAGGCAUCAAAAUUAAACACAGUUCUGCAAUUGGAUAACCAAUAUAACUCGCAAACUAAACAACUUACACGACAACAGACUUUUCCUCCAUUGCAAUCACAUGUUAGAAUGAGAUACAUGUCUGCAACUGUAGAAAUGUCGCAGUGUUUCCCUCCGACUUUGAUGGAAGCUGACAAUUCCUCUAGUUGCUUGAAGGAAAAAUCAUGUUCAAGCAGUCGACACAGUUCACCAUCGCACAAUCUUACUUCAUGUCCUGAAAAACAAUCUAACAUAUCGAUUGCUCUUUCUAAAGAAUUACUGAUGAUGGAUACAUCUGUAAAAAAACAAGGUUCAACUUCACUUGAUAAAACAAGACAAAAACAUGCUAUUAAUUCAGCGCGUCGCCAUUCUAUGCAGACUGUUCGUACCGAUGAUUCUUUUUCUAAACAUAGGUGUAAAAGGCCUUCUUCCGCUCAAGAUCCAGAUUACACAGAGAUGUUUUAUGCUACAUUAACGGGUUCUCACAAUGACAAAAACAAAUGCAUUCCUGACAUGUGUAUUACGGAAUGUAAAUCGAAUUUAGAUUGUAAUAUUGAAGUUAAAUAUUGUGGUGCAAAAUUAACAGUUCAAGACUUGCAAACUACAUUAUUGUCCAAAAAAUUAGACCAAUAUACUUCAUCGGCUAAGAGCUCAUAUUCUGCACAAGAGCCGCGAAGAUAUUCAACUUCUAUCACAGAAUGUAAAACAUUAACGGUUGACCAUGCAGGUAGACGAUAUACCACAAUACCGGUGUCUUCUGAGCUUAACACUCAUAAAGUGUUCUUUAUUGGUAGUCCUCCUGAUUCGCCACCUCCUAAUCAUAGUGUGUCUUCAUCGAGUGACAGUAGUAAUGAGCCAAAAAGAAGUAUCGAUGAUUCGAAUAGAGAAGAUAGUGUUCUCACUGGUAAUAGAAAGGAAUUGGAUUAUAUGAAAGAAAAAAAAUUGAAAAUUACAAAGUUCAAUUCCGAUGUGCAAAUGAAGGAAAAUGUUGAUCCUCGUACAAAUGACGACUUCGCAAAAGCAUUAUCUCGUAGAGGCAAUCAGGGAUGGGCAAAAAGACGUGGAUCAGCCCCAGUUGAUCUUCUAUCGAGACUGCAUGAUAUUAUUUCAACGAGCACGGUUCCUGCCAAAGUUGAUCAUAGCUGUAGACGUGGAUCAGUACCGACUGAUAUUACUAAACAUCAAGGUGGGAAUUGUAACCGGUUAACUCUAGGAUAUCGAGGAGACAAUUUUUCGGAUCUACGAAGAGCUAGUCUUCCGCAAGAGAUUACAUUGGAAAAUCUUUUGGAAAAUGUUCUUACUUUAACUGGCGAGCGUGAAAACAUUUCAAUAAACAACAACAAUAAUAAUAAUAAUAACAGCAAUCGCAGCAACAAUAAUGGCAUUAGUAAAUUUGAUAGUACGAUAUCCGGAAUUCUUUCUCCGAGACGAGGAUCAAUACCAGCAGACAUAUCCGAAUUACGUCGCGACCUAUUUAAUAGAAAUAAUGUAAAUAACAAACCGCGAAAUCGUAAAAAGAUUUUAAAAAGACGGAGCAGUGGCGGCCCAGAACUGUUCAUCGGUGGAUCUAUCGACGGAAACGAUAAUGGAUCGACAUCAGCACCACGUAGGUCUAGCCUGUGGCGGUUUUAGUAUACUAGGUAAAAAAAGGACUGUCCACGCUACCAGCAAAACGUCGAAUUACGGCACAGUCUUUCCUGGAAUUACCAGCAGUAACUUCAGCGACGAGUAAUCACUAAUUUUUUAAAUUGUCAAUAUUUGAGACAUUUUUCUCAAUCAUAAAUAUAAACAAACGAAUAUUGUAAUAAUAUCUUUAAUUAUUUUAAAUACUGUUAUAAGGACGAUUAAUCAAUUUGUACUUGAAUCGCGCAAAUUUGGUUGAUGUUAAUAUGAUUGUGAUGCCCUAUAUGUUCUUGCGCUAGACAAAUCGAAAUUAGUUGAAAGAUUUUAAUUGUUAAUCGAAAUGUUGUAAAUUUAUGUUAUACCCAGAUAGCCAAAUGCUAUAAGUUUGUUGACAUGUUGCCAAAACCCUCGAAACAACUAAUUGUAACAAACUCGGAACAAGGUGAGUCAGCAUUACGUCUGCUAAGUUGAACUCGUAUGAAUUAUAAUUCCAAUAACGACAAAUUGUUUGCAAUCAGCAUCAUAAUGCUUAAGAUGUCAGCAUCAUAAUGCUUAAGAUGGAACGAUGAAUCAUUCAUUGCUAUCAUAUUGCUGAUAUGUUGCGGACAUCAUAACGUAUUAGAUAUUGCGGACCGCUUGUUCUUGAACUUUUGUCAAAUGAUUGCAUGUAUAAGUAGUCAUGUUGCUGCAUUCGGAAUGUAUUUAUUUCGAUGUUAGCAAAUGUACAGCAAAUACGUAACAAUAUAUGCAAUGCAUUAGUUCGCUCAAUAUGCAAUACCAUACUUGGCUAUCUGUGGGUAUAUGUAUAAAUACAUUAUUGAAUAUUGACAAGAAAUGUUAGAUCAAAUAAUUUAGCAAAGAACAAGAAAAAAAUACAAAAGGGAGAGAGAGAGAGAGGGAGAGAGAGAGAGAGAGCAAGAGCAAAAGCGAGAGCGAGAGAGAGAGAGAGAGAGGGAGGGUGGGAGAAAGGAUGAAGUGAGUAAAUAUACACAUCUUAAUAUAUAGGACAUAUCUUAGGAGUAAAUUUAACAUAGAAAAAUAAAAAACUCAGAAAUAAUU